This is a messenger RNA of Seriola dumerili (greater amberjack), 780 nucleotides long. Its product is annotated as high choriolytic enzyme 1-like. The record is from RefSeq and is a predicted model, not a curated record. The transcript is spliced from 9 exons. Gene Ontology annotation, biological process: proteolysis. Gene Ontology annotation, molecular function: metalloendopeptidase activity; zinc ion binding. NCBI's taxonomy places the organism in Eukaryota, Metazoa, Chordata, Actinopteri, Carangiformes, Carangidae. The coding region runs from base 1 to 780 and encodes 259 amino acids.
AUGUGGCUUCUGGUCUUCAUCUGCGUGUCGACAGGUAAUGUUACUGUCACGUUCAUGUUUGAUGUGCCACAGCCAGCCUCUACUGAAUCUCUGAAAGGUGGGAAUGUUUCCAGCUUGCUUGAGCCACCACAGAGACACAGUGCAGAAACCUUAGAGGAGCUUCAGGAGGACAUGACUGUCCAAGAGGGAGACAUUUUGAUUCCGGAGGACAGGAAUGCUGUGGAGACUCUGUGGCUGGACGCCAUCGUACCUUACACCAUCAGUGAUGAAGUGGCUGAUCGAGAGUCAAACAUCUACACCGCCUUCAAAAUGAUAUCUGACUUCACCUGUAUUCGCUUCCAAAGACACACCACAGAGCUGAACUACCUGAAGUUCCUCAACGGCAAAGGCUGUGCGUCCUCCGUCGGCUGUCGAGGAGGACCCCAGGUAGUGUAUUAUGCUCGGUCAUGUAGUGUGGGGAACCUUUGCCAUGAGAUCGUCCAUGCACUGGGAUUGCAUCAUGAGCACACCCGCAAGGACCGGGAUCAGUACAUCACUGUGCAGUGGCAGAGCAUCAUGCCAGGGAGACAAAAGAACUUCAAGACGAAACGUGGGAACACUCUGAACCUGCCGUAUGACAUUAACUCCAUAAUGCAUUAUGGGUCGUAUUUCUUCAGUGUAGAUGGAAGUCCGACGAUGCUGCCCAAGCAGAGUGGAGUGCAGAUGGGUCAGAGGACACAUCUCAGCCAGCUGGACAUACAGAGACUGAACAGACUCUACCACUGUGGUAACAACCUGUAA